GAAACCCUGUUUCGGUAAGCCACGAUGGAAGGAGUUUGAAAAUCAACGACCAACGUCGUCUCGUCAUCUCUGGCUCUAUACAUUACCCAAGAAGUACUCCAGAGAUGUGGCCCAAGUUGAUUGAAUAUGCAAAGGAUGGAGGCUUGGAUGCCAUUGAGACAUACAUCUUCUGGAACGCUCAUGAACCCCAACGUCGUCAGUAUAAUUUCGAGGGUCGGCUGGAUUUCGUUAAGUUUUUGAAGACAGUACAGGAAGGAGGAUUGUAUGCUGUGGUCCGUAUUGGCCCAUAUGUCUGUGCAGAGUGGAACUAUGGAGGACUGCCCGUUUGGCUGCACAAUAUUCCUGGGAUGGAGAUUCGAACAAACAACGACGCGUUUAAGUAUGAAAUGGCGACUUUCACAAGAAAAAUAUUUUCCAUGAUGGAGGAUGAAGGUCUGCUUGCAUGGCAAGGGGGACCAGUCAUCCUGCUUCAGAUUGAGAAUGAAUAUGGAAAUGUGAUGCAACAAUAUGGCAAUGCGGGGAAAGAGUACCUAAAAUGGGCUGCAGGCAUGGCUGUGUCCUUGAACGCGUCCGUGCCGUGGAUCAUGUGUCAACAAUCAGAUGCUCCUGCUCCAAUGAUAAACACAUGCAACGGCUUCUACUGCCAUGAUUUCGAACCGAAUUCUCCGACUAGCCCGAAGAUGUGGACUGAAAACUGGACUGGAUGGUUCAAGGCCUUUGGAAGUACUAAUCCACAUAGACCAGCAGAAGACCUUGCUUACUCAGUGGCUAGAUUCUUCCAGACAGGAGGAACUUUCCAGAACUACUAUAUGUAUCAUGGAGGAACCAAUUUUGGCAGAACAGCAGGUGGCCCGUUCAUCACUACAUCUUACGAUUAUGAUGCACCUCUGGAUGAGUAUGGGCAACCAAGACAGCCAAAGUGGGGUCACUUGAGGAAUCUUCAUUCUGCGCUUAAGCAGAUGGAGAAGGCUUUGAUCUAUGGUACUCGACAGAACGUCAGCCUUGGUAAUGACUUGGAGGCUUCAAUAUACAAGACAGAGGAUGGUACAACUGGCUGCUUUUUAAGCAAUACAAAUACUGCAUUGGAUGCCACAGUUACAUUCAAUGGGAACAGUUACUCUCUGCCAGCUUGGUCUGUCACCAUCUUGCCUGAUUGUGUGAACUCCAUCUACAACACAGCACAGGUCCCUGUCGCUCCACAAACUGUGACUUCAAAGCAGACAAAGGACGAUGAAACUGGAGUUGAGAAUGUGGUAUGGCAUAAAGAGAGCAUUUUUUAUAAUAUAAGGUCGAAGGAUCUUUUCCCUGCAAAGAAAUUGCUUGAGCAAAUUACCACCGCAGCAGAUAGGAGUGAUUACAUGUGGUAUACAACUGGUGUUCAUGUCACUGAGGAUGACUCUUUCUGGAACCAAGGUCGAGUUAUAUUGAGAGUGAAUACUUCAGGCCAUUCACUUCAUGUGUUUGUCAACAGUGAACAUGCGGGAUUUGCUUAUGGAGGAUAUGGGCAUGGAGCAUUCAACUUUGAGCAACCAAUCAAUCUUAAGCCAGGGAAAAAUUAUAUCACUCUUCUCAGUGCAACCGUUGGUCUUCAGAACUACGGGCCUCUGUUUGAGCUUGUUCCAGCAGGGAUCAACACUGGUCCGGUUGAAAUUGUCGGCAGCAACAAUGCUACCAAAGAUCUGUCAAGAAAAGUUUGGCUAUACAAGAUUGGUUUGAGAGGUGAAGAUGACCUCUUUACUAAUCCAAAGGAUUUCACAUGGACGUCAGCAAGUGACCUGCCAGUCAAUACUCUAUUCAUUUGGUACAAGGCUGAGUUCAGGGCACCAAAUGGUAGUGAAUCGGUGAUUGUGAACCUUGGGAGCAUGGGGAAAGGGCAGGCUUGGAUCAAUGGCGAGAGCAUUGGACGAUACUGGCCUCUUUACACUUCCCCAGAGGAUGAGUGCUCGGAGCCCUGUGAUUACAGAGGGCCCUAUAAUCCAUCCAAAUGCACCACACAGUGCGGUGAAGGAACUCAGAUCUGGUAUCAUGUGCCAAGAUCAUGGCUCAAUGAAGGGUUGAACACCUUGGUCUUAUUCGAGGAGCUGGGAGGAAAUCCGUCUCAGAUCAAAUUCAGAACUGUUCACUAGUGAUCGAGGAGAGGACGCUGCUGGACUUCUCUACAAAUUUGAUGACAAUGGUUUAAUUUUUCUGUUUUUAUUAUUCAUCGUUUUGAGUUUUAGGAUUUCUUUUCUAGCUCCUUGAAUGGCUGGUAGCUGUCUCCAGUAGAAAAGUCUUUGCUUGAAACAUUAUAGUCCAAUUGAUUUUUCUUUUUGAACGAAGAUGACAACUUGGAAUUGUUUGAUGGUUUAAAUUUGGUACAUCUUCGAGAACUGCCGUUUUGUCACUCUGCACUGCCAUUUCUUGAAAGGAAACUAAAUUUUACAGAA
Molecule: messenger RNA, 2426 nt
Organism: Nymphaea colorata (pocket water lily)
Lineage: Eukaryota; Viridiplantae; Streptophyta; Magnoliopsida; Nymphaeales; Nymphaeaceae
Product: beta-galactosidase 7-like
Exons: 18
Coding region: 105-2126 (673 amino acids)
Biological process (GO): carbohydrate metabolic process
Cellular component (GO): vacuole; cell wall
Molecular function (GO): beta-galactosidase activity
Source: RefSeq, a predicted model, not a curated record